Aegilops tauschii subsp. strangulata is the source of this 857-nucleotide messenger RNA. NCBI's taxonomy places the organism in Eukaryota, Viridiplantae, Streptophyta, Magnoliopsida, Poales, Poaceae. The record is from RefSeq and is a predicted model, not a curated record.
UGACAGUCGACUAUUGAUGUCGUCGGUAGAAAAUUGAGUGUUUGACAAGCCAGAAAUCCAACAUAUAUUAUGCCAUGUGCACUCAUAUGAUAGGCACCACACCAGCCAUUAUUUCAGCCGUGUUGUGACUUGUGAGCUCGCUGUAGAAACGAGAGGAGAAAAGAUGAGCGAGCCGGCGCCGGUGAGGCUGCUGGGCUCCUUCGGGAGCCCGUUCACGCACCGCGCGGAGGCGGCGCUAGGGCUGAAGGGGGUGCCCUACGAGUUCAUCCAGGAGGACCUCGGCAGCAAGACCGAGCUGCUGCUCCGGCACAACCCCGUCCACAAGAAGGUGCCGUUGCUCCUCCACGGCGCAGACGACGACGUCCGCACCGUCGCCGAGUCGCUCGUCAUCGUCAAGUACGUGGACGAGGCCUUCGAGGGCCCGCCGCUACUGCCUGUCGACCCGCUCGCCCGCGCCGCCGCCCGCUUCUGGGCGCAGUUCGCCGCCGACAGGUGCUCGAGGACGCUCUUCAAGGCGCUGUGGACGCCGGAGGGCGAGGCACGGAGUGGGUUCGUGGAGGAGGCCAAGGAGAACCUGGCGCUCAUGGAGGCGCAACUGGAGGGGAGGCGGUUCUUCGGAGGCGACUCCAUAGGGCUGCUCGACGUCGCCGCCAGCGGGCUCGCCUGGCUCUCGGUGCUGGAGGAGGUCGCCGGCGUGGAAACUAGCAUGAUCCGCGAGGAGGAUUACCCUGCCUUGUGCCGGUGGCGCGGGGAGUAUGCCUCCGACGAGGUCGUGAAGAAGUGCUUGCCGAGCAGGGACGAGAUGGUCGCCUACUACGCGGCUAUGAAGGACCGCUUCGUGCUCCUUGCCAAGUCAA